Letharia lupina is the source of this 2031-nucleotide messenger RNA. RefSeq lists its product as uncharacterized. Gene Ontology annotation, molecular function: ATP-dependent protein folding chaperone; ATP binding. The record is from RefSeq and is a predicted model, not a curated record. The transcript is spliced from 7 exons. Lineage: Eukaryota; Fungi; Ascomycota; Lecanoromycetes; Lecanorales; Parmeliaceae. The coding region runs from base 1 to 2031 and encodes 676 amino acids.
AUGGGUCCAACUUCAAUUUUCCGAAAAUCUGGUAGAAGGAACAAAAGCUCCAGCAGCUUGAAAUCCACCGGUGGAGCGAUGUAUACCCCGUCAAGAGUAUCUUCGCCUUACCCUUCGUCACAACCGUCACCGAACUUAUCUUCGCCUUACCCUUCGCCACAACCGUCACCGAACUUAUCUUCGCCUUACCCUUCGCCACAACCGUCACCGAACUUAUCGUCGCCUUACCCUUCGCCACAACCGUCACCGAACUUAUUUUCGUCAGAAGUAUCUUCUAUCACUGAUCUGAUAUCCGAUACUCAGAUCGAGGCGGACGACGCAGCCGACAGGGUCAUCAUUGCAAUCGAUUUCGGCACUACGUACAGCGGAGUUGCGUGGGUUCUUACCGCCGCACCUUCCGAAGUACGCGUGGUCAAUGAAUGGCCUGGAUCUAAAGGAAUCACCUACGAGAAGUGUCCAACUCUUCUAAAGUAUGAACCAGAUGGAUCGCUACGAUGGGGCUUUGAGCUGGACAGGACCACCGAGGGCCGAAUCGAGGCGAUAAAGCUACUUUUGGACCCGGACCAGCCCAAGCCCAUAUAUGUUCCUGCCGUGGACACCACAGCCGAGCUCCGUCGAUUGGGAAAAGCUCCUACUGCGGUGGCAGCCGAUUACGUUAGUGCCAUCUUCAAACACUUGACAGCCUUCAUCGAAUCAAAGUAUCCCAAGAACUACUUCCAGAUACUCAAGAAGCAAUACGUCAUGACGGUCCCGGCUGUGUGGUCAGACAAAGCGCAAGACGCGACACUGAGGGUGGCUCGGAAUGCAGGCCUUGCUCCCGUCAAAUUAAUCAAAGAACCAGAAGCCGCUGCGCUCUUCACAUUGCAACAUAUGGGCGACAAAGGCCUGGAGGUUGGCGACGCAUUUGUCAUCUGCGACGCCGGCGGCGGCACUGUGGAUAUGAUAUCCUACGAGAUCGUGAGCUUGAAGCCUUUCAGACUUAAGGAGCUGGUUGCAGCGAAGGGAGGGCUUGCCGGCUCUUUGAUGCUUAACCGACGGUUCGAGGAAUACGUAAAGAGUGUCGUAGGGGACAGAGAUUUCUUGAGCCUUCGUGAGACUAGUGCUUUUGCUCGAGCGAUGAAGCAAUUCGACGAGAAUAUAAAGCCGGGAUUCUAUACCUCCGACGACGAUGAGCAAUUUGUGAACUUCCCGAAAGCUUCACUCAAAGACCGGCCCGAGAGAGGGCUAUCAAAAGAUACAAUCACAGUGAAGAGGAGCACCCUCCAAGAGAUUUUCGACCCGAUUAUCGAAGAUGUCGACAGGCUUGUAAACCAUCAGAUUACGCAAGCUCGCUUAAAAAGAUUGCAGGAACAACAUCCUAAAGGCCAAGAAAUCACGGCGAUUUUCCUUGUAGGGGGGUUCGGCGCGAGUGCAUACCUCAAAGCGAAAAUAAUGGCAAAAUACCCCGAUGUCCGUGUCAUUCAGCCCCCUGAUGCCUGGUCAGCUAUCGUUCGCGGCGCAGCCAUAUACAAUAUACCAUCCGAAGCAUCCGUCGUCUCCAACAUCGCACCCAAGCACUAUGGCGUGACAGCCAUAUGUUACCCCGUCGACCCUGUCAAGGACGCAGGCGAGAAGCCACUCUUCAGUAAAUGGAGAGGACAGUUCGGUGUACGAAGAAUGACGUGGUAUAUUGAGCAGGGUGAUGAUCUUAUGCGUGCUCGUCCCAUCGAAUUCGAUUUCUUCCGUGAGUAUGAUGAGAACCCUUCGCAUAGCGAUUUGCAAGUCACUUCGGUACUGCUGGAGUGCGAAAGCGCAAAGGCGCCAUUACACCCAAGGGACGAACUCUUGAAGACCAAUUGUACGCUCAAGACGGACUUGUCUAUUCUGCCAAAGGAGUUCUUUGAGAAGAAGUCGAGACGCGAUGCAGAUGGUAAGAUGAUCAAAUGGUGGGAGCUGCAUUACAAAUUGGUGGUGACGAUUCAGAGCGGGCCAAUGCUGUUUAGCAACCACUGUCGCGGCAAGCAGUAUGGAGCUGUCACGGCUAAGUACUGA